GAGGUAUUAUUUAUUACUCUACAAAAUUUAGUUUUAUUUGAAUUUGCGAAAUUACUUUUGAUAUUAAGUUGUAUAUAGAUAAACUUACGAUUUGUGAUCUAUCAUCGUUUGUUCAUUCGUGACUUAUCAUCCAGUAUAGUGUGACGUAAACAGUGUUGGAACAUUUAGUGAAAAGUAACCAGUGAAUAUGCCGGUCUUGCAAGGACUUAUACUUUUAUUAUUAGUGGGAUCUUUGACAGCAUUGCCUAAUCCACUUUCUACAUCGGGGUUACACGGUGCUGUUGUGAGCAAUGCACCAGGAUGUGCUCAAAUUGGAAGGGAUAUUUUAAAAAAAGGAAACAACGUGAUAGAUGCAGUCAUUGCCACCGCCUUCUGUGAAGGUGUCGGAAAUCCUACAACAAUGGGUGUAGGCGGAGGAUUCCUUGCUACCUAUUACAACAAAGCCGAAAAUAAAGUAUAUUCUAUCAACUCAAGAGAAAUGGCACCCUCUGGAGCCACUGAAGACAUGUUCGUUAGUAAUCAAUCGCUUGCUGAGAGAGGUGGUCUAUCUGUAGCAGUUCCUGGUGAGACUAGAGGAUACUGGACACUAUAUAACAAAUUCGGAGGUGGAGUUCCAUGGAGUGCUUUAGUAGAACCUACAAUUAAAAUCUGCGAAGAAGGAAUUGAAAUGAACGAACUUACAUAUAAUAAUGUAAGAGAUCAAAUCAGUGUUGUGAGGGCUGACCGUGGAUUAAGAGCAAUUUUUAUUAAUCCAGCUACAAACCAAGUUUACAAAAAAGGAGAAACAUACAAAAGAGUGAAAUUGGCUCAAACAUUGAGAGUAAUUGCAAGGGAAGGUGGAAAUGCCAUACAUAAUGGAUCUCUUACUAAGAACCUUGUCGCAGAUAUCAAAGCUAAUGGUGGUAUUAUUACAGAAAAGGAUUUGGCUGAUUUCAAGGUCGAAUUCCUCACGCCAAUUAAUACAACACUCAGCGGAAAACAAAUAUAUUCUGUUCCCUUACCUGGAGCAGGAAUAAUACUGACAUAUAUUUUAAAUAUCCUCGAAAACUUUUUACCUCGUAAUAAUCAUCUUUCAGUAAAAACUUACCAAAGGAUAACCGAAGCUCUAAAGUACGGUUAUGCUAUGAGAAGCAGCCUUGGAGACAAAGAUUUUGUUUCUGGACUUGAUGAUUUGAUUGUAAAACUGUCUUCCAAACGUUAUGCUGCAGAUGUAAGAAAGAAAAUUACAGAUCUCAGAACAUUUAAUGAUCCUACACACUAUGGUGCUACCUUCGAAUCUAUUCAAGAUCAUGGUACAGCUAACCUCUGUGUAUGGGGUCCAAAUGGUGAUGGAAUAUCUCUUACAAGCAGUAUUAAUUAUAUCUUGGGAGCCGGAUUUGUUUCGGAAAGCACUGGCAUCAUACUCAAUGAUUCUAUGGAUGAUUUCUCAACACCGGGAUUGGUAAAUGAAUACGGCUAUCCCCCAUCUCCAUCAAAUUACAUUCGUCCGGGGAAACGACCACAGUCCUCAAUGUGUCCUACAGUCAUAUUGGAUGGAAGAAACGAACUUUUCAUGGUCGUUGGCGGUGCCGGAGGAAGUAAAAUUACUUCAAGUGUAAUGCAGGUUAUACUUAAUCGCUUAUACUUUGACAUGGAUGUUGAAAGUGCAUCCGGUCUACAAAGGGUUCAUCACCAACUUUUCCCAAUGACAUUAGAUAUGGAGGACGAAUGGAUAUAUGAGAAUCCAGAAAUAGUAAACGGUCUCAAAAGGAUUGGUCACAAUAUUACCUUCUCUUAUCCAGACGGAUUUGUAGCAGUAACUGCGAUAUCCUUGGAUAAGAAUAGAAGAAACAUCGUCGGUGUCCAUGACAAAAGAAGACGUGGUUCAGUUGCCUAUAUGUAGUUAGAAUACGAAUAAUUAAAAUAAAACUGUAAAUAUAAUAU
Molecule: messenger RNA, 1923 nt
Organism: Diabrotica balteata
Lineage: Eukaryota; Metazoa; Arthropoda; Insecta; Coleoptera; Chrysomelidae
Source: the annotation of a GenBank genome assembly